This is a messenger RNA of Opisthorchis viverrini, 624 nucleotides long. RefSeq lists its product as hypothetical. The record is from RefSeq and is a predicted model, not a curated record. Bases 1 to 624 code for a protein of 207 amino acids. Lineage: Eukaryota; Metazoa; Platyhelminthes; Trematoda; Opisthorchiida; Opisthorchiidae. The transcript has 4 exons.
AUGCCCCGGAAGUUUGUAAACAUAAUACGUUCUUUGUAUUCUCAGAGUUCCGGACGUGUGGGAGUGUACGGAGAGCUCCCCAAAAGCUUCCGUACACAAAGCGGUGUCCGUCAGGGAUGCCCACUCUCUCCAUUCCUUUUUAACUUCGUGAUCGAUGAAAUAAUGAAACGAACGCUGGAGGGUCUCCAAAACCCUGGGUGGGGACCGCGUGCUCCUCACUGUGUCUGGGUGGAGACACUACAAGAUAUGGCUGCCAAACGAUAUCAGUGGCGUUCUUGUUGUCAGUUUCUAUCCAGAUUGCCUGAGCUUUCAAAUAAAUCAUGGUUGUACGGCAGUGAAGCAUCAGUAUUGAACACUGAUGUCAUGCUGUCGAUGAUGAUGAUGCGUGAUAUGCUGGUUCCGUUAGGGCCCAAGUGGUUAGAGCGCGAAUUUACUGUCUGGAAGGGCCGUGGUUCGGAUCCUCCCUCUGCCUCUCGACUUCCCAUGUCUAGGCUUAGGCAACCUGGCAGUAUUCCAGCCCACGUGCCUCCCUCGUGUGGCAUGGCGGCUAGGCGCCGAAAGGGUGCUACAGCUGGAUGGUUUAUUUUAUUUUUUAUCUCCGAGGGUUGGAUUUUGACGGCAUAG